UUGAAGGGCAGAAAACGGUUAACAGUUGAACAGAGUGCAUCGUUGGAAAAGCAACUGAGAAAUAAAUAUGGCUGAAACUGGAAAUUCGAAUGCUUUGAAGAUUGCAGGUGCUGUAAUCUUGCCAAAUCUAGGCAGCAUUGUGAACGGCCGCUUGACACGGAAUAAUCUGAAGAAUUGGUAUGAGAAUCUGAAGCAUCCAUCGUUCAGGCCACCAAACUGGCUGUUUGCACCAGUGUGGACAUCACUGUACGCCGGCAUGGGUUAUGGCUCUUACCUGGUGUGGCGCGACGGAGGCGGCUUUAAUGGCGACGCCCAAUUGCCACUGGUUGCGUACGCCUCACAGUUGGCCUUGAAUUGGGCCUGGACACCGAUCUUCUUUGGCAAGCAUAGCAUUAAAGGCGGUCUUAUUGACAUUGUCGCACUCACGGCAACAGCCGGCGCAUGUGGAUUACUCUUCUAUCGCAUUAAUAAGACAGCCGGUCUUUUGUUUGUGCCCUACAUGGCCUGGCUGGGAUUUGCCACCGCCUUGAACUAUGCCAUGUGGAAGCUCAACCCCGAGAAGGAGCAGAAAACCGAAGAAAAGCGUAAUUAAUCAUUAUCUACUGCUACAUAAUUGUUUUAUUUUAAAUUGUGUUUACUUUGUCAAUAUCUGAAAUGUAAUCGUCUCAAAGUAUAAUCAAAUCGGAACUAUCGAUAAGCUGCAGUAUUUUUUGCAUCGCUGAUCAUUGGUGUUUAAAAACGCAUUAAAAUAGUGUGCAUUAAUUGGCACCAUCUGGUGCUAUAACUCUUA
Drosophila innubila is the source of this 790-nucleotide messenger RNA. Its product is annotated as translocator protein. The transcript is spliced from 2 exons. The record is from RefSeq and is a predicted model, not a curated record. Gene Ontology annotation, cellular component: mitochondrial outer membrane. The coding region runs from base 68 to 592 and encodes 174 amino acids. NCBI's taxonomy places the organism in Eukaryota, Metazoa, Arthropoda, Insecta, Diptera, Drosophilidae.